Molecule: messenger RNA, 1112 nt
Organism: Parasteatoda tepidariorum (common house spider)
Lineage: Eukaryota; Metazoa; Arthropoda; Arachnida; Araneae; Theridiidae
Product: carbonic anhydrase 2
Molecular function (GO): zinc ion binding; carbonate dehydratase activity
Source: RefSeq, a predicted model, not a curated record
AAAUAUAAAAGCUCUAAACUCGCUUCUAAAAUUCUGAUUAUGUAACGGCGUGUGUUAAAAGUAGUACCAUAAUGUCACACGUUUUGGCAAUUACCGCUAUUUUGUUUGUAAUUCUUGGAAUUUCAAGAUGCGAUGAGCAACAAUGCAAAGCUAACGAGGAUAAAGAUUGGUAUUUUGACAACAAUCUUUCUAACGGUCCUGACGGCUGGGGAGAAAAAUAUAAUGAUUGUCAGGGUACCAGUCAAUCUCCAAUUGAUAUCCAAACAGAUGAUGUGGAACCAAUAGAAGAUUCUGAAGGGCUACAAUUGAAAGAUUAUGAUGAACCAAUAACAAAAGUUAUGAUCGAGAAUAAAGGAUAUACUGUGAAAGUAACGCCUAAUGAUGACGUUGAGAGAUCAGUUACACUUGACGGUGUUCCUUAUAAUUUAGUUGCUUUCUUUUUCAAAUGGGGUAAUAAAUCAAUAAAUGAUGAUGAAGAGGCAACCAUUACUCCUGGUUCCGAUCAUAAAAUUGAUGGAAAACAAUAUGCUAUGGAAAUGCAGAUCGAGCAUGUGAAUGAAAAAGAAGAUAAGGUUAUUAUAGCAGUCCUUUUUGAUGAUACUGAAGACUCAAAUCCAACAAUCGAAGCCAUUCAGAGUCCAAUUGAAAAAUAUAAAUAUCUAGACGAUACCUACGACGGAGAUUUGGAAGAGGACUAUAGUACAUGUAUUAAACUUUCAGAUGUAGUUGAGAAUGGUUCUCCUUACUUUCAGUACAAUGGUUCUCUACCAUUACCUCCAUGUACUGAAAAUAUAAUAUGGUUGAUUCUUAAAAAUCCACAAACUGCUUCGACCGGUCAAAUAUCGAAAUUUCAAGAUUUGUACUCUGUUAAAGAAAGUGAUGCAACUGGAGAUGAGAAUAAUGCAUGUCACAUUGUUGACAAUUAUAGGCCAAUACAGGAAUUAAAUGAUAGGACUGUUUCUUCAGGAUGAAAAAGACAUGGAGUACAAUUAUUAAGAUUCAUUUAUUUACACAUUUCUUUGUUUUGAAUUUUAAUCUGCAGACAUGAAUGCGCAGGUUUCUGUACUUAUUCUCAUGUUAUUGUUAAUCAAUAAACAUUUUAAGAAGCAUAA